AUGGCAGAUGAGCCGCUGUCCGACGACAAGCCUUCACUGGAGUUGGAUCGAGAUGACAUCCAGCGAUUGAAGGAAGUCAUGCGUCCAGAUCCUGAUUGGAUCUCGUUCUCAUCCACAGAGGCGCGCUGGAUCAAUUUCAACCCCCAGAUGCGCGCUGUUUUCGGGAGAAGCAGGAGCUGUCGGUGUGAUGAAACUGCGGUAAAUGCAUGGAUCGAUGAGGCGAUGAGCGUGCUCUUUCAUUGGAUAUCAAAGCAGAUCAUCGCGACCGAUGCAAGGGCUGCGCUCUUCCGCUCUCUCGGGCGCGGCUGGAUUUGGAUACAACUUUCCUCUUCCGGCGGCAGGGAAGACAAGAGCAAGUUACCGGAGGAGCAAAGAACACGCUUCAAGUGGUGGUUUGAAAAUCUGAGCCGUGUUUUGCGGAACCGGCAGCACGACAUCGACAAACUGAAGCUGAAGGGUGAUAUGCUCAAAAAGUACACCACCGGUUACAUGCCCAUGUCGGAACUAGUUUUUCUGAUCUACGGCAUUGCACCUGCCAUGCCCAUCAUCGGCAUUCAGAAGUGGUCACCGCACUACAAGGAAGUCGACAGAUGGGCUCGAGACGACCUCGUCAGGAAAGCAGUCGAGAAGCCAAUCGCAUCAGAGGCGGAAAGGCAGGAGUAUGCGGCGCACGUUGAGCAGCAAAAGACCCGAAAGCAGCGACAGAGAGCGAAGCAGAAAAUGAAGAAACAGCAGCUGCAAGACGAGGACCUGCUUCAAGAUUCCAGCCCCAAGCUCCCUGGACCAGCUCGCAUGGAGCAGUCCAACACCGAGUUCGAAAGCUUGCUGGCUUCGCUGAAGAGGGAGGCUGGCCUGGCACCCGAUGACUUUUCACCCGACGACGGGUCACCCAUCGACUUGUCGCCGGGUGCAGAGAAUCUUUUGGAGGAUGCCGGCUAUGCCGCCAUCUCCGCCCAUGCCAAGGAGGCCAAGGCCGUCAAGGCCAAGAAGGCCGAAAAGGCUGGGGUCAAGGAGAAGCGCGAGGACGCCAAGGAUGCAGAUGACGACGAAUUCCUGGACUGUCUGAGUGACGACGGCCAGUUUCGCCCACGUGAUGUCGUCGCUGCUUGGGUCUGUGCAGCUGAGAAGCCGUCUUGGAACAAGGGACAUGGGAGGGAAGCCAAGCAUCCUUCCUGGCUGCUGUGCCGUCAAGUCCCCAUGGCAGCAAUGACCUCAGUCCUUCCUUCGGCAUCCAAUACGGCUCGCAGUCAGGAAGGCAAAACUGCGAAGCUGCAGGCUUGCCGCUUGCGUCUGCCGCAAUUCGAAUGGUAUCUUGGACCGAUGUAUCGGAGGUAUGCAGAGAUCAUGGCUGAACGCGAACGUGCCAACAUGACGCAGUUCGUAAAGAAGAAGGUGACACCGACGGUGCCGGACGAACCCGCCUACAUCAAACACAUUACCUCCCGCACACCGGUCUAUGCAUUCAAUGAAGCCGUCCACGACCGACCUCUUACCGACAUGGGCAAGGCCUACGUCACAAUGAUGCCAGCCCGACGGAAGGAGCAGGCCAAAAAUGCAACCGACCCGAAGUCGGCAACCCGCUAA
Molecule: messenger RNA, 1584 nt
Organism: Symbiodinium sp. CCMP2456
Lineage: Eukaryota; Dinophyceae; Suessiales; Symbiodiniaceae
Source: the annotation of a GenBank genome assembly